This is a messenger RNA of Conger conger (European conger), 504 nucleotides long. RefSeq names its product protein shisa-like-2A. The record is from RefSeq and is a predicted model, not a curated record. Bases 1 to 504 code for a protein of 167 amino acids. NCBI's taxonomy places the organism in Eukaryota, Metazoa, Chordata, Actinopteri, Anguilliformes, Congridae. The transcript is spliced from 3 exons.
AUGAGCGCGGACUGCACGAGCUACUACAGUUCAGAGAAACUCUUCGUGAACGGGUUUACUUGUCCAAAACCAGAGAGCGACGGCAAGGCGGUUUUUUGUUGCGGAUUUAACGAUAUCAAAUAUUGCUGUGAUGAUCCAAAUAGUUUUUUUCCAUAUGAGUACGGGUACAUGUGGUGGCUGAGCGUCGGGGCACUAGUGGGUCUCUCCAUUGCCGCAGUGGUCCUCCUAGCCUUCAUUAUCACCCUGUGUGUCCUUUGCUACCUCUUCAUCUCCACAAAACCAAGCCGGAUGGACAACGGUCUCCCACUGCAGGCACCAGGCCCUGAGCUGGGAGCCCUGGAAGGAACCAGCGGGUCUAGUGCCCCUUCUGGCCCGCAGGGAUUCCGCAAGCACUUCUUCAGCCGAAAACUAGACUGUGACAACCAGCCCCCCGAUCCAGACCGCCUGUUCCAGAGGUGCUUCAUGGCCACCGUCACCACUGUGAAUGUGGAGGGUCCGUCUUAG